Messenger RNA from Plasmodium falciparum 3D7, 4167 nucleotides. Its product is annotated as putative AP-4 complex subunit epsilon. Gene Ontology annotation, biological process: intracellular protein transport; vesicle-mediated transport; protein transport. Gene Ontology annotation, cellular component: membrane coat; AP-4 adaptor complex; endomembrane system. The record is from RefSeq and is a predicted model, not a curated record. Bases 1 to 4167 code for a protein of 1388 amino acids. NCBI's taxonomy places the organism in Eukaryota, Apicomplexa, Aconoidasida, Haemosporida, Plasmodiidae. The transcript has 6 exons.
AUGCUUGGAUUAGGUGGGUCAUGUUUAUCAAAAGAAUUUUUUGAUUUAGCAAAAUCAAUUGGAGAAGCUCGUUCAAAACAAGAGGAAGAUAGAAUAAUAUGCAAUGAGAUAAUUUUAUUGAAAUCGAGGUUUUCAGACCCUAAUACGUCUGUAAAACAAAUAAAAGAAUAUUUAAUACGAGCUAUAUAUAUAGAAAUGCUCGGACAUGAUGCCUCCUUUGCUCAUAUUCAUGCAGUGAAAUUAGCUCAUGAGAAGAACAUAUUGUGUAAGAGGACAGGUUAUUUAUCAUGCAACUUAUUUUUACAUAAAGAUCAUGAAUUAAUGUUAUUAUUAAUUAAUACUAUACAGAAAGAUUUAAAAAGUGAUAAUUAUUUGGAAAUAUGGGCAGCUUUAAGUUGUGUAUGUAAAUUAUUAAAUAAUGAAAUGAUACCUGCUAUAUUUCCAGUAAUACAAGAUUUAUUAAAUCAUAAGAAUGAAUUGAUAAGAAAAAAGGUUUGUAUGUUAUUACAUAAAAUGUAUAUUAUUGAACCAUCAUUAAUAAAAGAUAUUGAUAUAUAUUUAAAAAAAUUAUUAUGUGAUGUAGACCCAUCAGUGAUGGGUGCUUCAUUAAAUUUAAUACAUUCUAUAGCUAAGAAUGAUAUGAUAUAUAGUAUUAAGUUAGUACCAUAUUUGGUUUCUAUUCUUAAGCAAAUAUGUGAAAAUAAGUUACCAAAAGAUUAUGAUUAUCAUAGAAUUCCAGCACCAUGGAUUCAAAUAAAAAUUUUGUCAAUUUUUCGUAUUUUAGGAUAUUCAAAUAAAAAAUUAUCAGAACAAAUGUAUGAAGUAUUACAAAAAACAAUGCAGAGGGCUGAUUUCGGAAUUAAUGUUGGAUAUGCUAUAAUAUAUGAAUGUGUGAAAACGAUAGCUACAAUAUAUCCUUCACAUCAUUUAUUAGAAUUAGCAUCUUUAUCUAUAUCUAGAUUUAUUUCAUCAGAUAAUCAUAAUUUAAAAUAUGUUGGAGUAACGGGGCUAGCUUUAAUUGUAAAAAUUAAUCCUUUAUAUGCAACUGAGCAUCAAUUGGCUGUAGUUGAUUGUUUAGAAGAUAAGGAUGAAACUCUAAAAAUAAAAACGCUAGAUUUAUUAUAUGAAAUGACAAACCCAUUGAAUGUUCAAGUGAUUGUAGAGAAAUUAAUAUUCCAUAUGAAGAAUUCUGUGGAUAUUCAUUUUAAACAUGAUUUAGCAUGUAAAAUUAUUGAACUUAUAGAAAGAUAUACACCUGAUGAUAUUUGGUUUUUGAAUAAAAUUAAUACCUUAUUUUUAUCAGUUGGUGAAUUAUUAGAUGAGAGUUAUUCUUAUUCUCUUAUCAAAUUAUUAAAGGAUAGUUCUAUAUGUGCCGAGUCAGAUUCAGGGGAUGACGAAAUAAAUACAAGUAAAUAUAAAAGUGCAUCAAAUGGUAAUAUAAAUAUGGAAUGUUUGAAUUUGCCAAAUAAGGAACACAUAAAAACUUAUAUGAAAGAACAGAAAGAAGGUACAAUGGAACAAUUAAAAAUAAAUAUUGAGAAUAAUGAAAAAUUGAACCAGGCGCAUAUGAACAACCAAAAAAAUUAUGAAAUGAAUAAUAAUAAUAAUAAUGAUGAUGAUGAUGAUGUUAAUAUUAGUAAUGACAAUAAUGGUGAUGUUAAUAUUAGUAGUGAUAAUAACAAUAAUAAUAAUAAUAAUAAUAAUAAUAAUCAUAGUAAUUAUAAUAAUAUGAGCAGUAAUAUAAUCAGUAAUGAUGAUAUUAAACAUGAACAAAAAAAAAAUAAGAACGAUGAUGUAAACAACUCAGAUAUGCAAAUAGAUUUACAGAAAAAGAAGAAAAACAAAAUGAAUGACGAUAUAUACAAUCUCAGAAAAUAUGCUGUAAAUACAUAUAUUAGAUUAUUAGAAAGUAAUGAGAACAUUCCAUUCAUAUUAAUGCAAAUAAUUUGCUGGGUCAUAGGAGAAUAUAGUCAUUUGUGUGAUAUUGAAAAUUAUAGUACAGAAGAUAUUAUAGAUUUAUUAUGUGAAUGUUUAGAAAAAAAUUUUAGUAAUCCUGACAGAGUUAAAUCAUGCUUAAUAACAGCUAUUUUUAAACUAUGUUCAAGGAAUAAUAUAAGAGAUCAUGUAGUAGCAAAAAAAAUAAUUGAUAAAUAUAAAAAUAGCAAAAUAACAGACUUACAACAAAGAUGUUAUGAAUACGAUUUAAUAUUAAAUAAUCCUAUUUUAAUGAAUAACGUUUUUUCUCUAAGAAAUACUAAAAAAAAAAUAGUUAUUGAUGAAACCUUAUCAUUUCUAAAUCCAUAUAUAGAAGAGCAUUUAAGAAGUGGAGGGAAGUCAUAUAUUUCAAAAGAUUUAAGAAAAAAUGAACAGCAUGAUGAAUCCAUAAAGAGUACGAACCCCGUAUUGAAUUUUACUCCUUAUGAAUUACCACUUAAUAAUAAAUUAAGUUCAGAUAAUUAUAAUAUAUCAUCUAAUAAUAUACCUAUAUAUGAAAAGAACUAUAAUUACCAGGAGGAUGCUGUUGUUCCUAUGUCAGCAACAGAUGAGCAAGCAUCGACAAUGAAGGAUAAGGGAAAAAUAUAUAAAUUAAAUGUUAUGGGACCCAAAAAAUGGAAAAAAGAAGUAUAUAAUAUAGACCAAGGACAAAAUGAUGAUACGGAUGCAAUUGAAAAGAGGGAUAUGGAAAAGAAGAAGAAAAAGAAGAAAUCAGGCAAAAAAAAUAAUAAAAAUAAAAAAAAUGAAAAAAACCAAAACGACAACAACAACAACAACAACAACAACAACAAUAAUAAUAAUAAUAAUAAUCAUAUUGAUGGUAAUCAAAAUAAUAGUGAGGUAAUAAAUAAAGACAAAGUGAAGAAGAAAAAAAAGAAAAAAAGUGUACAAAGAGAAGAGGCUGCUGAUUUUAAUAAAGGAAUUAAAAAUGAUAUAAAUCAAACAGAGGAAGAUAUUAAGUUACAUAAUAUCGUGAACACACAAAAGGACAGAGGUAUGAAUAGUUUUUGCAGUAAUUAUUAUGAUGAAGAAGACGAUGAAGACGAAUAUGACGAUGAUGAUGAAGAGGAUGAAGAAUAUGAAGAUGAUGAAGAAUAUGAAGAUGAUGAAGAAGAGAAUGAAGAAUAUGUCGAUGAAAGUGAUGAUGAUGAGGAUGAAAACCAUGAUGACGAUGAUUAUCAUGAAGAGGAACAAUAUAAUAGAAAUAAUGUUUUUAUUAAUGAAGAAAAUGAAAAUGAGAAGCGUACUGAUAAUGUUAAUGUUGAUGAUUACAAUGAACAAAAUUAUGAACGAUUUGAUGAUAAUAAAGAUAUUCAUUAUUCAAAAGAAUUUAAUAGAUUUCCAAGUGAUAAUUAUCAUAAUAAGAUAAAUAAUAAGACAAAUGUUUAUAAUUGGAAAAUUAAAGGAAAUAUUAAUACUGUAGCAAAUAAUAAAAAAGAAUUAACCGAAAAAGAAAAAAUGGCAGCAGCUUUAUUUAAUGGAUUAAUAUCAAAUAAUUCACCAUUAAAAGAUCCUAUAAAAAGUUCUUAUGUUUCUACAAUAUCAAUGAAAAAAAAUAUGUCUAUAUUGUCUAAUAAAAAUUAUUUUACUUCAAAAAAAUAUGAUAAUAAUAAUGAUAUGGGUGGAAUAAGAAAAAAAAGUUUACAUAAUGAACAAGUAGAAAAUAGAGAUGUUACAAAAAUGAAGGUAAAUGAAAAAGGUAAUAAUAAUAAUAAUAAUGAUGGGUGUACUAAUAAGUUGGUAGAUAUCAAUGUAGACAAUUCUGAUCAUUUAAAUGAAAUAACAAAAAAUAAAAAGAACAAAGGAGAUCAAUUUGAUAUGAUAGAUUUAAAUGAAUUACCUAAAAAAAUAGAUCCUACAAAGAGUUCUGAUAUAAAUAUAGAAGAGGAGAAAAAACUAUGGGACAAGAUAACUACUAAGAAAAAGGCUGUAUUUAUAAAUUCAACAAACUUGAAUAUAUUACAGACACUUAAAAAAAUUGAGAAUAAUAUAAACACAAAUGUUAUUGAAGUUUCUAAAAUGGAUUCAUUGAUUUCAUGUUUUUAUAACAAUACUAAGGUGCUGAUAAAAAUAAAAAUAGAAGAUAACAAAUUAAUUUUUUUAGUAAAAUCUAAUGAAAAUAGCAUAAUUGACAAUGUUUUUGAUGUCCUCAAGAAUUUGUUUCAUAUAUAA